UUUUGGUAGAAAUCUACCAGCAGCAAUCUGAAGACUACCUCCAGUUUCAGAGAGAGAGUGAACGAAGUUUCGAUAGUUGUGAGAAGUUUUGCCGAUUGGAGAAUGAGUAGCGCAGUGGAUGCAGUAGGGAAUCCGAUCCCAACAUCGGCGGUGCUGAUGUCGGCGUCGAAGCACAUUGACAUAAGAUGCCGGAGCGAGAACGUAGCAUAUCUUAAGUGCAAAAAAGACGAUCCUAACCCUGAGAAAUGCCUUCACAAAGGCCAACAAGUCACUCGCUGUGUCCUUAGCCUGUAAGUGACAAAUUCAUAUCCAAA
Molecule: messenger RNA, 314 nt
Organism: Nicotiana tabacum (common tobacco)
Lineage: Eukaryota; Viridiplantae; Streptophyta; Magnoliopsida; Solanales; Solanaceae
Source: RefSeq, a predicted model, not a curated record